AUGUUUACAUUCUCACCAAAGGGUAAAGAAUAGAUGUCUGUUUAUGAGAUGAAUAAUGAAUUUACCAAAACUAAAGAUAUUACAAUAAAAUGUGGAUCAGAUAGUAUUUGUCUAUUUCCUUCAUAAUGUAUAAAUGCAAAAUGUAUGCUUAUGAGUAAAAAUGGUGAAUAUGUCAACAUCAUUAGGAAAAAAUAAAAUGGAGACUUAUUAAUUCAAUAAUCUAUGCAUUUUGGAACUAAACUUAUAUCUGGAACAAUGAGUGAUAAUGGACAGUAUUUAGUUACUUGGGAUAACAAAUAAAAAUAAAUACAAAUUAGAGGAUAUUAAGAACAAUGA
This is a messenger RNA of Paramecium primaurelia, 336 nucleotides long. The record is from the annotation of a GenBank genome assembly. NCBI's taxonomy places the organism in Eukaryota, Ciliophora, Oligohymenophorea, Peniculida, Parameciidae.